Messenger RNA from Argentina anserina (silverweed cinquefoil), 2381 nucleotides. RefSeq names its product rab GTPase-activating protein 22. The transcript is spliced from 6 exons. The record is from RefSeq and is a predicted model, not a curated record. The coding region runs from base 115 to 1977 and encodes 620 amino acids. Gene Ontology annotation, biological process: activation of GTPase activity. Lineage: Eukaryota; Viridiplantae; Streptophyta; Magnoliopsida; Rosales; Rosaceae. Gene Ontology annotation, molecular function: GTPase activator activity.
GAGAGAGAGAGAGAGACAACCCCCCUCACAUAUUGAAGAAGAAGAAGAAGAACCAUUCACCGCUGAUACAUAUAUAACUGAUCGGAUUCGGGAUUCCCCCUCAUUUUCCGAUUGAUGCCCUUCGCCGGUGAUGAUCGUCGGCAGUGGAUCGUGUUCAAGGAGGGUAGCAGCACCGGCGGCGGUAGGAGCGGCUCUCUCAUCGGCGGCGGCGUCGGUGGCGGAACCGGCUUCUGGGCUUGGACUGCUCCCUCCAAUGUCGGAUUAGCCGUCGCCGUCACGGCCAUGGCCGGAAUCGCCUUGGCCGCCACUGUUGUCUACUCUAGAGCCCUAAGAAGAAGCCACACUUCUUCUUCGUCUCCAACGUCGUCAAAUUCAUCUUCGCCGUCACCGUCUUCGUCGUCGUGGGUUCAUUUGCGAUCGGUUUUGUUAGUCGCUGCUUCUUCGUCUUCCUCCUCCUCCUCACCAGUUAACACUGAUCGGGGUAGUCUUAAAUCACCGUGGUCGCGAAGGAGGAAAAAACAUGCACUUCUACCUAAACAAUGGAAAAGUUUCUUUACACCGGAAGGGAAACUUACUGAUGGUGGUGUCAAGUUCUUAAAAAAAGUUCGCAGUGGAGGUGUUGAUCCAAGUUUACGAGCAGAAGUGUGGCCUUUCCUGCUUGGAGUCUAUGACGUGAACAGUUCCAGGGAAGAAAGAGAUUCGGCAAAAAUUCAGAAAAGAAGAGAAUAUGAGGACUUGCGGAGACAAUGCCGAAAACUUUUAACAGAAAGUGAAAAGAGCUUUAAGUUAAGGGAAACUUCUGAAAACAGCGGCAAUGAGGGCAGUGGAGAGUUUAGUCAAAUUAUUGAUUCCACUGGUCCAGGGGAUGCUACAAGUUCCAGGAGAUCAUUUUCAAUUGAGGCAGGAAGCAAAUUACCUGAGGAUACAAAAUAUGCUGCCAGCCAUCAAACUGUACAGGCGUCUGAAUCAUGCAAAGGAGAUGUUGAGAAGAGUGGAGUCACCUGUGAAGAUGCCUCUGCCGGUGACUCAGAAUCAACUGAUUCUGAUUCCUCUGACGAUGUUGAUAUCACUCGACCUUUACUUACUACUGAAGGAACUGGAGAGAAUAAUGUUGAUGACAAGGUUACGACGGAAAACUCCUCCGUCUCCAAUACAGAAAACAAACGCAAAUCCCACACAGCAGAAGAUUAUGCCACAUGGCAGAGAAUCAUCCGCCUCGAUGCUGUGCGUGCAAAUGAUGAAUGGAUAAUAUAUUCACCCUCUCAGGCUGAUGUCUCAGAGAUCAAGGCACAUCGAUUAGCCGAGAGUGUCAGAAUGAAGGAUUUUGAACACUUGGAGCCAUGCAGGAUCUUUCAUGCUGCUCGCCUGGUUGCAAUCCUGGAAGCCUAUGCUUUGUACGAUCCUGAAAUUGGUUACUGCCAAGGGAUGAGUGAUCUACUUACUCCUAUCAUCUCAGUUAUGGAAGAGGACGAUGAAGCCUUCUGGUGCUUUGUGGGUUUUAUGAAAAAGGCUAGGCAUAACUUCCGACUGGAUGAGGCUGGGAUUCGGAGGCAGCUUGGCAUUAUUUCGAAGAUUAUUAAGGGCAAAGAUGUUACUCUCUAUAGACACCUGGAGAAGCUUCAAGCAGAGGAUUGCUUUUUUGUGUACAGAAUGGUAGUGGUUCUCUUCAGGCGGGAGUUGAGCUUUGAGCAGACACUUUGUCUCUGGGAGGUAAUGUGGGCAGAUCAGGCAGCAAUUAGGGCAGGAAUUGCCAAGUCUGCUUGGGGGAGGAUGAGGUUGAGAGCCCCUCCCACUGAUGAUCUCUUGCUGUAUGCAAUAGCAGCCUGUGUGCUGCAGCGAAGGAAGCUGAUCGUAGAGAAGUACAGCAGCAUGGAAGAGAUCAUGAGGGAGUGCAAUAGCAUGGCUGGCUGUCUGGAUGUUUGGAAGCUCUUAGAUGAUGCUCAUGAUUUGGUGGUAACCCUUCAUGACAAGAUUUAGAGACUGCGAGGGGAUAUGGUCUUUACUUAAUCGUUCCCUGAUUCCUCGUUCCUUUUUCUUUUUAGUUGUUGCCGCACCAGUUGAGGUUAUCCUUUCAAACUUAAGGGACCUCAAGGCCACUUUCACACUGCUUAAAAAGCAAUUUCUUGUAUGGAACUAAAUUAUGGGAUUUAUAAUGUGUUGCCCGCGCUCUGAUGCUCAUCAGAGUGAUUGUGGCAGCAAAGGCAGAUUUAGUAACUCUGAGCAUUCUGACUGGGGGGCUCUUCCGAGUGGUGUUAACACUUGACAAUCAGUGAACACAAUAACUGUGCCUUUCGAGUUUGGAUAUGUUUUGUAUGGAACUCUGGUUGAGAUUUGAAGUGCUUAUAAGUUGUGUUCACGAUUUUAAGUGCUUAAUGUUUUCA